Molecule: messenger RNA, 930 nt
Organism: Coprinopsis cinerea okayama7#130
Lineage: Eukaryota; Fungi; Basidiomycota; Agaricomycetes; Agaricales; Psathyrellaceae
Exons: 2
Coding region: 1-930 (309 amino acids)
Source: RefSeq, a predicted model, not a curated record
AUGACAGACCUGACAGUACUCGUCUCGCCCACACCUCUCUACCCAAAAACCAAAGGCCUCUUUGGACGGCGCACGUCGCAGCUCAACCGCGCGAUCAUGGUCACACUCGAAUCCGACUCUGCACCCUCCCAGGCAUCUUCCAAAUCCGCCUCAAACGGCCGUCCUUCUGGCGGCACUACCACCACUACCACUCCUCGAUCUCCCAGCCCCACCCCCAAUCGCAUUCCCACUCCCACAGGGGUUACUGCUACCCAAAACGGCGGCGCAAGUGGUACAGGGGAUGAUGGCAAUGAGACGUCUAACACGUCUGGCAAUGGGAGGGGAACGAGACCCAGCAGGUCUCGCACACCGCGCUACGACACCUCUCUCCUCUCACCCCCCAUCAACACCUGGAAAUCGCCCCGCCCGCGGCCCAAACACCGCCCUACACGUUCCCAGAGCGCGCCCCCCGGCGGCCGACCUAAACCACCACCUCCUCAGGACUUUGGUGGGCACCAGCAGCAGUAUCAGUAUCAGCAGCAUCAGCAGCAGUAUCACCGAGACGAUCAAGGAAUCGGGUUGGGACAGGGCCGAUACGAGGAAGACGGCGCGGAGAAACAUUGGACGCAGAGUCUGGAGAUUGAGUUUACGAGGUCUCUUCCGCCUCCGCGUUCGGCGUCUGCGCUUAGCACCAGGUUCCCUUCCACCGGGGGAGUAGGCGAGCUCUUGCGACCUCCACCUCCUUUAUUUCGCCCAACGACCUUUUGGCGCAAGACCCGCAAAUCGGGGGUUACGAGCGCCUCGUACUCGCCUUCGACGCAUCUUAUCAGACGCUCGACAUACAUCGCUGCUGGACUUUCGUUUGACGCUCCGGUACACGAUCUUAGCGCGCUCGGAGUUGAGAGUCGGGUUGGGUUCUUGGUUAUCCCUCCUGAACACGAGAUUCUCUGA